UUGGGUGGGGGCGGCGAGGAGGCGUCUGGAGGCAGGAGCAGGACCGGACCAGGGGUUUGGAGCAACGUCUGGGGCAGGGUCGGAGCGACUUUAGGAGCUGGUUUGGAGCAGGCCCAGGCCCAGGCCCGGGUGGGAGCAGGACCGGACGGGCUUCGGGAACUGUUUUGCAGCAGGACGGGAGCUGUUGGGGAGCGGGGUUUGGGAGCAGGAGCGGAGCGGUUUGGAACUGGGGUCGGGUGCAGGAGCGGAGUAGUUUGGGGAACAGUUUGGGGGCAGGACCAGGGCAGUCUGAGCGGUCGGAGGAGCUGCUGUUUGGGGGCAGGACCGGUGCGGUCUGAGGGAGCUGCUUUGGGGCAGGGCCGUUGCAGUCUGAGGAGCUGCUUUGGAGCAGGAGGGGAGCUGUUUGGGGGCUUGUUUGUCCGGAGCGGGGUUUGGGGCGGGGUUUGGAGCCCGGUUGGAGCAGGGGAGCGGAAGGGGGCCCGGCGGUGGAUCUGGAUUUUGGAGCAGAGUAGCGGAGCGGGGUUUGGGGCGGAUCUGGAACGGCUUUUGGGACGGGCCCGGGGCGGGGCCCGGGGAUCUGGUCGAGGAAGCAGCCGCUCGCUCCGCCACAACCUGUCAAACUCGGAAGGAGGAGGAGGAGGAGCAGGAGGAGAGAAGCCGGCCCUCGUCCUCGCCCACUUUUCCCGCAAGCGCUCCGUCUUCCCAUCCGUGCAGCAGUCCGUCCUUCCAUCCAUCUGGCCAGCAAACCCUCGCCCCGCACCGGACGACCGGAGCCGGGUAUGGCCGGGCCACCCCCGGCCAAAGACCCCACCGACCCGCCGGAGUCGUGGGCAGAGCCGCCGCUGUCCUUCCGGGCCUUCCGGACCUCCACCGUGCCCACCCCCGCCUACGGCUACCACCCCGACCACGGCCCCGACCCGGGCCCGGACAGCCUGGAGGACAUGCGAGACCGAGAGUUCGGCCGGUUGCGAGGAACUACUUACCUGGAUCACGCAGGAGCGACUCUGUUUCCACAAAGCCAACUCACAAGAUUUAUGAAAGAUCUGUCUGAAAAUGUUUAUGGCAACCCUCACAGCCAGAACCUCAGCAGCAAGUUAACAUUCGACACUACUGAGCAUGUCCGAUACAGGAUACUAGAACACUUCAACACGACUGCGGAGGACUACACUGUCAUUUUCACCUCUGGGAGCACAGCGGCGUUGAAGCUGGUGGGCGAAGUCUUCCCCUGGAAUCCCCCAACCUCAGAGCUCCCCGGGAGUCGAUUCUGUUACCUGACGGACAGCCACACCUCCGUGGUCGGCCUAAGGGCCAUCACCUACCCCUUAAACGUAGUUUCCACCCCCGUGAAUCCGAGGGAGAUCCUGUUGACGGAGAAAAGGAGAGAAAGUCCCAGAGAACCUAGCUGCAAGACUCGGCACCUCUUUUGCUAUCCGGCUCAGAGUAAUUUCUCAGGGACCAGAUAUCCUCUCUCCUGGAUCCGGGAGGUGAAGGCGGGAAAUCUGUCUCCUAUGAGCGAGCCAGGAGAAUGGUUUGUGCUCCUGGAUGCGGCCAGCUAUGUCAGUACUUCCCCGCUGGACCUCACCUCUCAUCCGGCUGACUUCAUCACCGUCUCGUUUUAUAAGAUCUUUGGAUUCCCUACGGGCUUAGGGGCUUUACUGGUGAACAACCGAAUAGCUCCCUUCCUGAGGAAAACUUACUUUGGAGGAGGGACAGCUUCCGCCUACCUGGCCGGAGAAGACUUUUACGUCCCUCACCAAUCAGUAGCAGAAAGAUUUGAAGAUGGCACAAUUUCUUUCCUUGAUAUCAUAGCUCUGAAGCACGGGUUUGACACUCUGGAGAUGCUCACAGGGGGGAUGGAGAAGAUUCAGCAGCACACGUUCACGUUGACUCGCUACACUUACACAGUCUUGGCUUCCCUCCGCUACCCCAACGGAGCCCCCGUGGUUCGCAUUUACAGUGACACAGAAUUCGACGAUCCCGCUACCCAGGGCCCCAUCAUCAAUUUCAACGUUCUGGACGAAAACGGCCACGUCGUUGGCUAUUCCCAGGUGGAUAAAAUGGCCAGUCUCCACAACAUCCAUGUCCGGACGGGCUGUUUCUGUAACACUGGAGCCUGCCAGCGGCAUCUGGAGAUAAGCAACGAAACCGUCAAGAGAAAUCUUCAGGCUGGCCACGUCUGCGGGGAUAAUAUGGAUAUCAUUGACGGGCAGCCCACGGGGUCGGUGAGAAUAUCGUUCGGAUACAUGUCCACGCUGGCCGAUGCCCAAGCCUUUUUGAAGUUCAUCCUAGUGACUAGACUGCUGAAAUCCAACGCGAUUACUCCCUCUCUAGCAACCCUGCAAGAAUUGACUUCUGGGUCAAAGGGAUCUUUAGCCUUGAAUGUAUGUGCCGACAGGAAAGAGUCGAAUGAUGUUUCCCGAAAAGAUCUCCCGUUAGAUCCGGAGCUGUGGAGCGGUUCAGCCGGUGACACGAGGACCCUCAAGAUGGAGUCAGAGAGAGGCAGCCUGGCGUCUUCAGAGGCAGCGAUAAUGAGACGAGGGGGCCUGCUCAAACCGGUCACUGUCACCAACAUUUAUAUUUACCCGAUCAAAUCCUGUGCUGCGUUUGAGGUUAGUCGGUGGCCUGUCGGAGAUCGAGGACUGCUGCAUGAUCGCUCUUGGAUGAUUGUGAACCAAAAUGGAGUUUGCCUGAGCCAGAAACAGGAUCCCCGGCUCUGUCUCGUAAGCCCUUCGAUUGACCUGAAGCAAGGCAUCAUGAUCCUCAAAGCAGAAGGGAUGGAACCGAUCACCGUUCCUCUAGAGAGGGAGAGUGGAGUAGGGAAUCAGAUUUGUCAAAGAAGAGUCUGCGGAGACAGGGUAAAUACUUACGACUGUGGGGAAGAAAUUGCAGACUGGUUAACCGAGUUCUUUGGGCGCCAGUGCCGCUUGAUCAAGCAGAGUUCAGAUUUCAAAAGAGCUGCAAAUAAGAAACAAGUUAAAGAACUGUCGUCUGCCCCGGCGGCCUCGCUUUCCCUGGUAAAUCAAGCUCAGUAUCUCUUGAUAAACACCGCAAGUAUUUUGGAACUUCGGCAGCAGUUAAACAACAGCGUGGAGAACCAGGUCGAAGACUUGUUUGAAAUAAAGGAACUCAUCCCUCGCUUCCGGGCCAACAUUGUUGUCGAUGGAACUGAGGCUUUUGAAGAAGAGAUGUGGACAGAGGUUGGCAUUGACACCCUGCGUUUAGAGGUUGUGGGCCCAUGUCACAGGUGCCAAAUGAUUUGUAUUGAUCAAGGAACCGGAGAGCGAAACAAAGAUAUUUUCCAGACUCUGUCUGCCAGUCGGGAUAGAAAGGUUAAUUUUGGAAUAUACCUGAUGCAACACUCUUUAGAUGUGUCUUCUCCUUGUCUCUUGACUGUGGGAACUCCAGUGCUCCCUGUGUUGAAGGAGGAGAGAAAACUCACGGUUGACCAGGGUGUGAACAGAAGGUGCCAGGAUAACACCUGGGCAGGAUUGACGGGACAAAACAGACUCUCUCAUCCCGUACCGGCUUCCUCCUACCCCGGACCUGUAAAGUAACCACUGCCAUGUUUUCUGGAGAACCGACUCCAA
Molecule: messenger RNA, 3587 nt
Organism: Ornithorhynchus anatinus (platypus)
Lineage: Eukaryota; Metazoa; Chordata; Mammalia; Monotremata; Ornithorhynchidae
Gene: MOCOS
Product: molybdenum cofactor sulfurase
Exons: 16
Coding region: 780-3554 (924 amino acids)
Biological process (GO): Mo-molybdopterin cofactor biosynthetic process
Molecular function (GO): molybdenum ion binding; pyridoxal phosphate binding; molybdenum cofactor sulfurtransferase activity
Source: RefSeq, a predicted model, not a curated record